Molecule: messenger RNA, 3675 nt
Organism: Glossina fuscipes
Lineage: Eukaryota; Metazoa; Arthropoda; Insecta; Diptera; Glossinidae
Product: T-cell activation inhibitor, mitochondrial
Exons: 3
Coding region: 197-1663 (488 amino acids)
Cellular component (GO): mitochondrion
Source: RefSeq, a predicted model, not a curated record
UCAAUUCUCUGUUAGUAUCACAUUAGUAAACAGCUGACUGUCUUGUUUUGUUAUUGUUUUGAGAUAGUUUUAAACAUAACGAAAUUGUUCUUAAUAUCAAAAUUGAUUUACGUGAUUAAAGGUUCUCGUUUUGUUAUGUUAUUGUUAGAAAAAAUAUUUGAACUUUUUUCUGGCAGAGCAUUUUUGUAACGGAAAGAUGCUAUGGAAUAGGUUCGUGGUUGGUCUCAGAUCUCAUAUCUUGAUACAAAUGUGGCAUCCUAUUUAUAACUACGGCUGCCUGAGGUGUAUUAGUACUGAAUUGGCCUCAGCCCUAAGACCGUUUUAUUUUGCUGUUCACCCAGACCUGUUCGGUCAACAUCCUAAACAACGUACCGUUAAUGAGGAUUCAUUGAAACAGCUCAAUGCUCACAUAGAAAUAUUAUAUGAAGGAAAAUAUAACGCUUUACGAGAGGCAAAAACGUUAAAGUUUUACAUACGCGUGGAGAAUGCUGAGAAUCGUGAUACCUUUAAAUUGAUAACAAUAACAUUGGACAAUCGUUUAAGAGAUCCGAAAGUGAUUGUACAAAAAUUAUUAGAGCUAUGCAGUCUUCCUACAGAUUAUGUAAAAAGAAUAAAAGACUCUGCUGGAUUCUCAGCAACGACAACUGAAUUUAAACCUGGUAGAGAUUAUAAUUAUGGUCCAGCGUUUAUGGACUUUGAAGUACACUUUCGUGAGGCUAAAGUCGAAAAAGAAACAACACUCGAGAAAUGGAUAGGGGAGAAUGCAAUGCUGGCAAAAGGACGUGCCGAAGAUUUAAUACCACUAAUAGAAGAAGUGGAAAAGCUUAGACUAGAGCUUAUUGAACGUUUCGGUUUGAAAGAUGCUCGCUUUGAUUGCGGCUGGAAUUUCGAACAUUUCCGUGGUUGCUUAAAAACACUUGAACGCCUCGAAAAAAUGCAUGCAAAGCACAUGAAAAACUUGCGCGGCCGUAUUGUGGUGUUUGCUCCAUUUACUGGCAUCAGUCUUGAGGGUCAUGUAAUGCUCUACACGGGUGACGUACUAAAUAAUUGGAUCGAAUUUAUUAAAAACAUUCCUAUACAUGAUGCUUUCGUGAAACAAAUACCUGUAUAUGAAAAUACAUUGUCACAAGUGUUGAGGAAAAUAAAAAUUGGACGCCGUAAAUUUAUGCCCAAGCAGCAAGCCAGAGAGUAUGCUAGUCACCUUAUCAAAGUUACAACCACAAUAGGCGAUUACUUAGGUCGUAACAAAUUUCCCAAAAGUUGGCCGGCAUCUUUGAGUGGUUAUGAAAUUGUGGUAGAAUCAGAGGCAGGACCACUUAUGGUCAGUCCGACGGGACAAUUAAUUGUACCAGCUGCUUGCCCCGGUUUCAUGCUAGUCGAUUUUAUUACUAACAACCUAGACACAGCCGAAGAGUUAAUGAAAAAGUAUGCAUACGAAAAGCACAUAGAACGUGAACUAACGCAACAAUGUAUAGAACAACUGAAAUUAAAAAAUUUAACCAAAGAGGAUCUUAUAACACCAGAUAAAAUGAUAAAAACUCUGACCGCGUUAUUAAGAUACAAAAGUGCACAAUUCGAGGGACUUAAUUUAAAUAUAAGUAAUUAUUAUUCGGUAUUGACCGACGGUGUUGUUUGCAUACCAUGGGAUUUCAAUACUCGAUAGCAAAAUAAUUAGCAGAACUAAAAGGUAUUUUGAUUUCACUUUUACUCAAAAACAAUGUGUGAUUAUUUUUUCCUCGAUUCUUAAUAUAGUUGACAAUUAGUUUUUCCUAUUUUUUACAACGUUUCAUAGUAAGCCCAAUACACUCAUCUCUUCUUUAAUAGCACCUUUACAUAUAUUUUAAAUAGAUUAUUUAAAAAUUUGCAAUGAAAUAUUUUUCGAAUUCCAAUAAAUAUGUCUUUCGGUUAAUAUGAGAUGAAUGAAAUGGACCAAUUAGUACCUGUUUGUAUGUCAGGAAGGCCGUUAAGAUGUUUUUUCCUCUUUCUCAAAGAGGCACGUGCUGAAUAGAAUUGUGUGAGCGUAGAAUUUAUAAAGGUUUCAAAUAUAAACAAUAUUUAUUUCUUGUGAAUUUUUUCGUAUUCAUCUGCGCAAUACAGUCAAGAUUAUGAAAUGCUCGUAGUGCAUAGAAAUAUGCAUCACCGUUCACACGAGUGAUAUCUAUAUGCGAUCAGUAUGAAUAGCAUAAAUGCGUGGGGCUUAGUUUUCAUAACUUUGUUUAGCACACGGAAUGUUGUUGUCAUCUUUGUAUGAUAAAGUUUGAAAAUCGUCUUAAUUGUUCCCUAUAUGCAUUCGGAUUGAUUUGAAAAUUCUAAAUAAUAUCAAAAUUGUUCUUUUAUUUUUUUCUUCUCUCUCACUCUCUCUCCCACUCUCUCUGUUUUUCUCUGUUACGUAUUAUAUACAAUGCGCCUAUUAUUAGUAAAAUUCUUAUGUAACAAUUACGUAAGAAGAUGAUGAGACUUACAACUGUUCCGUUUUCGACAUAAAAACCAGAAAUAUAAUAAAUAGCCGAAAACAGAUAUAUCUUAUAUCUUCAUCUUGCUGUUCAUAAUUAAGUGUUAAUCUCAAUCUUAGUUAAAUACGACGAACAAAUAAAAAUAAUUAAAUAUUUUAAAAAUUGAAAAUUUAUAAAAUUUUUAUCUUAAUUCAAAUGAUAAAAUCUAAUUAAAAAAAAGGUCAAUUAGAACGUACAGUGGAUUUUUAUAAGUAGCAAUGGAUUUUACGAGUGUAUAUAGGGCGUUCAAAUAAAUACGUGCGCUUUUUCGAAAGCGCAAAAAGAAUUAAUCGCUGAUUUUAAGAGAAUGGUAAAAGAUAGAUAUUUUUACCACUAUUUUUACCAUCUUUCUGAAAAAUGAUGAAUUUUCCCGCCGAAAAUACUUGUGAUCUUUUCAGGUUGUUCAACAUCGCAAGCAUCGCUAGAAGAAUGGGGCCGCUGUAUAAACAAAGAAUAACUCAUCGAUGGAAAGCAAUGUUUAUCGAAAGAGGUAAUGUUUAAUGAAGCAUCGUGAAGGGAAACAUAUUCCAGUGCUGCCAACUUUUUCUGGUCGCCUUUUGCUAUAUGCCAUCCAUGUCAAUAUGCUGAAGGAUGAGGACACAAUAAGUUUUGGGCUAUUGCGCUAGUUAUUGCUAAUAUUCUCUGGCGAUGAUUUCCUUUGAUUACUAUUGCAUCCUAUAAUGUGAUCAUCUCACCUACAUCUUACAUAAUGUAAUGUGAUCAAUCACCUUAGCUCUCCCGAAUGGUGUCGUCAUGGUUAUCCGACUGCAUCGUGGUUUUUUGCAAUUUGAGAUAUUUCAUUAUCUACGACACAAUUUAGCAGUGCUUUCGUUCGCAUAGAAUACGAGAAGUAACGGUUGCCGCUUUAAGCCCCCUUCUGCAUAGGAUUCGAUUUAUUGAAAGUUCAUUAAAACUAUGUUGUAUGCAUUCCAGCGGACGAAGUGUGUUGUUUAAUGUGUUAUGUAUAAGGAGAAUUCAUAAUCAUGCCCACAGAUAAAGCAACGUCAUCUGUUACAAAAAUUGAUAAGAAAACUUAUUUGAACACCUAAUAUGCCGCCUAUUAAUUAUCGCUUAAUCGACAAGUUCGCUCCAUAGCACGAGACUUGUUCUACCCACAUUGAAAGCAGUUUGAAACGAAGUCUGUCUAAAUGUACGACGUAACGCAGAUUUGAUUUAUUUACUU